CAAACUUCCUCCAAAUGUUUCCGAUGAGCCAGCUCCUAACUUGGCAGAACCAAAAGAUACCCCUUUUACUACAGCUGAACUUGCACAGUACGAUGGAUCAGAUGCGAAUCGUCAGAUAUACGUUGCGGUUAAAGGCACAGUAUUUGAUGUAACAGAAAAACGUGCUCUUUAUGGAGUUGGCGGUUCCUAUCAUGCAUUUGCUGGGAAAGAUGCUUCAAAGGGUCUUGCAACGGGUUCAAUGACCGACGUAGUUGGUGAUUAUAGUUCUUUAGAUGAAUCUCAGCUUAAAACUCUUAAUGAGUGGUAUGAUUAUUUUGCAAGAAAAUACAAUAUUGUAGGGAAAGUUACUUCUUAA
Molecule: messenger RNA, 355 nt
Organism: Dentiscutata erythropus
Lineage: Eukaryota; Fungi; Glomeromycota; Glomeromycetes; Diversisporales; Gigasporaceae
Source: the annotation of a GenBank genome assembly